AUGGCUUCGCACACAGCUUCCCAACGGUAUCUCAGCACUCGUGGAGGAUCCUAUGAUCUCUCCUUCGAAGAAGUUGUCUUGAAAGGCCUUGCAUCAGAUGGCGGUCUCUUUAUACCUGAAGAAAUACCCUCGCUGCCGCACGACUGGGUUACAAGGUGGAAAGAUUUCUCCUUCGAGGAGCUAGCCUACGAAAUCUUCUCCCUCUAUAUCUCUCCCUCCGAGAUACCAGAACAAGACCUCCGGGACAUCAUCAAGCGCAGCUAUUCCACGUUCCGCGCGCAAGACAUCACACCCAUCGUCACGCUAGACAAGGAGCGCAACAUCCACCUCCUCGAGCUCUUCCACGGCCCAACCUUCGCCUUCAAGGAUGUGGCGCUACAAUUCCUGGGCAACCUCUUCGAAUACUUCCUCGUCAGGCGCAACGAGGGCAAGCGAGGGGCGGAGCGAGAACACCUCACAGUAAUUGGCGCAACAAGCGGAGAUACAGGCUCAGCAGCCAUAUACGGACUGCGAGGGAAGAAGGAUGUGUCAGUCUUCAUCAUGCACCCGUCGGGUAAGAUCAGUCCGAUACAAGAGGCACAGAUGACGACGGUCCUGGACGCAAACGUGCACAACAUCGCCGUGGACGGCACGUUCGACGACUGCCAGGACUUCGUCAAGGCUCUGUUUGCAGACCCCGAGAUCAACAAGACACACCGGCUGGCGGCGGUGAACUCGAUAAACUGGGCACGCAUACUGGCGCAAAUCACGUACUACUUCGCCUCGUACUUCGCGCUCACCAAGUCGCCGUCGUUUAAGUCCGGCGCCGCGAUCCGCUUCGUCGUCCCUACAGGUAACUUCGGCGACAUCCUCGCCGGCUACUUCGCGAAGCGCAUGGGAUUGCCAGCGGAGAAGCUCGUCAUCGCGACCAACGAGAACGACAUCCUGCACCGAUUCUGGCGCUCAGGCCACUACGAGAAGCACCCCGUGCACGGCCGAGAAGCUGAGGGUGGCAUCGUGGAAGAUGGCGUCAAAGCGCACGAAGAAGGCGUCAAGGAAACACUCUCGCCCGCCAUGGACAUCCUCGUCAGCAGCAACUUCGAGCGGCUUCUCUGGUACCUCGCCUACCGCAUCCAAGGCUCCUGCAGCUCCGAGUCAGAGCGACGAAAAGCCGCAGGCGAGAAAGUGCGCGGCUGGCUACAAGCACUAAAGAGCGAAGGCGGCUUCGGCGUUGAAGCCGCGAUCCUAGACGCCGCGAACGAGGAUUUCGAGAGCGAGCGCGUCAGCGAUGAAGAAUGUCUCGCCACCAUCAAAGAAACCUAUAACUCCUCCUCCUCCCAGCCCUCUGCUGCUGCAGAGACAAACGGCACAUCCGGCACGCGCUCCCGCACCGGCGCCUACAUCCUCGACCCACACUCCGCGAUCGGCAUCGCCGCCGCCUACCGUUCCGCACAGCGGGCUCCUCCCCCACACACCCACCACAUCGCGCUCGCGACAGCGCAUCCGGCCAAGUUUUCUAGGGCUGUCGAGAUGGCGCUGCAGGGCCAGGACGGGUUUGAGUUCAGGACUGUGCUGCCGGAGCAGUUUGAGGGCCUCGAGGAUAAGCCGAGGCGCAUCACGCAUGCGAGGAUGGAGGAUGGGUGGGAGGGGGUGAGGAGGAUUGUGGUGGCGGAGGUGAGGGCGGAGAGGGAGGCUGCUGCGAAGGAGGAGAAUGGGGCGGCGAAGUAG
Messenger RNA from Coniosporium apollinis CBS 100218, 1707 nucleotides. RefSeq names its product threonine synthase. Bases 1 to 1707 code for a protein of 568 amino acids. Gene Ontology annotation, molecular function: pyridoxal phosphate binding; threonine synthase activity. NCBI's taxonomy places the organism in Eukaryota, Fungi, Ascomycota, Dothideomycetes. The transcript has 2 exons. The record is from RefSeq and is a predicted model, not a curated record. Gene Ontology annotation, biological process: L-threonine biosynthetic process.